AUGGCAGCGAGCGUCCAGACCGUUUGGGAUGUCAGACGCGCUUUCUGUAUCUGGGAUAACAUUCCGUCUCGGGAAGCCAUCGGUGCGGCCGCGCUGUUAAGCUUUCCUUUAAUAUUUAUCAUAUUAGCCAGCAACAUGCCCCAAGCUAUAAAGCUUAUUAUUUUGAUGUUGUUAGUUGAAUUAGAGUGUAUAAAUUUCAACGUGUUACCAAAAUCAACAAAUGAAAUCAGUGUUACAUUUAACAAAAAUAAAAUAAAAGAAAGUGUUGUUAACUAUUACAUAUCAUAUGAUUCAUUUAAAUGUGAUAGUGAAAUAUUAUGGCGCUGUUUCAAUUUGAAAAUGUGGAAAAAACGUAAAAGAGUCGGUGUUAGUAAUUUAACAGAGAGCUUACUAAAGUUAAGAGUUAAGAGGACACCGACGGAGUUCGGUGUAGGGUACGUAGUAGACGUAGAGACCUUUACUGAGAGUGUUACUGCAAAGCCGGCGGACAGUUUGGUGAUAGAAAGAUUCAAACAAGAAUGGCCUUUGCACUUGUGGCGUAGAUACGGGUUGUUCACUGACGACUUCAUACAGUAUAUCAACCCCCACUGGUUGAGCUUCCCACCUCCAGAUCCUUCAGUGUACUACACGCUCGGGGGCCUCUACGUCGUGAUGGCUGUAGUCGGCUCUGUUGGGAAUUCAGUCGUUAUGCUCAUGUAUUUUCGAUGCCGAACGCUCCGCACACCAGGAAAUAUUUUAGUAGCCAAUCUAGCUCUGAGUGACUUUUUAAUGUUGGCAAAAACACCAAUUUUUAUAUUUAAUUCAUUUAACCUUGGUCCAGCGCUGGGUCAGUCUGCCUGCGUGAUCUAUGGAUUCGCCGGAGGAUUGAGCGGUACAACUUCAAUAGCUACGCUCACUGCCAUUGCUUUGGACCGCUAUUGGGCAGUGGUGCACCCACUCGAGCCCCUCCGAGCACUCACCGCUAUUCGAGCUCGCUUGCUAGCCGUCGGCGCUUGGCUCUACGCUGGUAUCUUUGCUACUAUACCGGCAUUAAAUAUAGGAUACGGUCAAUAUGUUCCCGAAGGCUUUCUAACGAGCUGUAGCUUUGAUUAUCUUACCGAUGAAAUCCCUCCUCGCUACUUUAUUUUUGUAUUUUUCUGCGCAGGGUGGCUCGCACCCUUGUGCAUUAUCUCAUUUUGCUAUACCAGGAUUCUGCAUAUUGUUGUAUGUAAACGGAAUAUGACCAAUAAAAACCAAGAGCAACAAAUGUCCUCCAGACACGUAAAGGAACAAGCUAAACGUAAAGCUGAAGUAAAGCUAGCAGCCCUUGUUAUUAUGGUGAUUGCGUUGUUCUUCGUUUCUUGGACUCCUUACGCUAUUGUGGCUUUGCUCGGUAUAUUCGGAAGAAAGGAUCUCAUAACUCCUGUAACUUCGAUGAUUCCUGCUUUAUUUUGUAAAACGGCUGCCUGCAUUAAUCCCUUUAUUUAUAUUAUAACACAUCCUACAUUUAGAAAAGAAUUUCAAAAAAUGUUAUUUAAGGAUAAAUCUCGGCGUAUGACGGGAACCUUUAAAACGACCGUUUACACUGAAGCGAGCAAACUACAUAGGCAAAGUAAAGACCUCAGUGAAACAGAUGUUGAAGUUAUAGAAAUGAAAGACAUUCCAUACAGCGUUCCAAAAUCCAAAGGAAAUAAUAAUGUUGAUACUAUAUCAUCAAAAAUAUCUGAUAGAGAAGGGUCACAAAAAUCUCAAAGAAGCGCUAGCAUGAACAGUUUUGAGGAAAAUAUAGUGACUCCACCGUCGUGGUAUUCAAAACCAGAAUUUUCAAAGAAGAAAAGUUUUCACCGACGAUUGACUAAAAGCUCUUUU
Messenger RNA from Brenthis ino (lesser marbled fritillary), 1848 nucleotides. The record is from the annotation of a GenBank genome assembly. Lineage: Eukaryota; Metazoa; Arthropoda; Insecta; Lepidoptera; Nymphalidae.